Molecule: messenger RNA, 959 nt
Organism: Cynocephalus volans (Philippine flying lemur)
Lineage: Eukaryota; Metazoa; Chordata; Mammalia; Dermoptera; Cynocephalidae
Gene: COPZ2
Product: COPI coat complex subunit zeta 2
Exons: 9
Coding region: 32-664 (210 amino acids)
Biological process (GO): intracellular protein transport; retrograde vesicle-mediated transport, Golgi to endoplasmic reticulum; intra-Golgi vesicle-mediated transport
Cellular component (GO): COPI vesicle coat
Source: RefSeq, a predicted model, not a curated record
GCGGCGCUGUCAGUGCGAGGCGGCGAGCGGAAUGCAGCGGCCCGAGGCCUGGCCACGUCCGCACCCGGGGGAGGGGGCCGCGGCGGCCCAGGCCGGGGGCCCGGCGCCGCCCGCCCGAGCCGGGGAGCCCUCGGGGCUGCGGUUGCAGGAACCUUCCCUCUACACCAUCAAGGCUGUUUUCAUCCUAGAUAAUGAUGGGCACCGGCUGCUGGCCAAGUAUUAUGAUGACACAUUCCCCUCCAUGAAGGAGCAGAUGGUCUUCGAGAAAAAUGUCUUCAAUAAGACCAGCCGGACAGAGAGUGAGAUUGCAUUUUUGGGGGGCAUGACCAUUGUCUACAAGAGCAGCAUUGACCUCUUCCUGUAUGUGGUGGGCUCAUCCUACGAGAAUGAGCUGAUGCUCAUGUCUGUUCUCACCUGCCUGUUUGAGUCUCUGAACCACAUAUUAAGGAAGAACGUGGAGAAGCGCUGGUUGCUGGAGAACAUGGACGGAGCCUUCUUGGUGCUGGAUGAGAUUGUGGAUGGCGGCAUAAUUCUGGAGAGUGACCCCCAGCAAGUGAUCCAGAAAGUGAACUUUAGGGCAGAUGACAGCGGCUUCACUGAACAGAGUGUGGCCCAGGUUCUUCAGUCUGCCAAGGAACAAAUUAAAUGGUCAUUACUGAAAUGAAGGCUGUGGAUCAAGGCUACCUGCCCCCCGAUCAUUCCCUCAAUAGUGGCAAAAACCUAAAUGUUCCAGGGGAAAGAGAGACCCUUCCGCAUUCCCAGGCCCCUCCCAGAACUGACUUCUGAGGUCUCCUGCCAGGGAUUCUGAGAUGCAAAGGUUUGGUCCCAGCACUGAGUCACCCCUUCUCACCAUCCUGGCCUGGCCCUUGGGACAUGGGAACCGGCUGAGCUGCCUUAACUCAGAUCUUAGGCCUACCUGGCCCGAGGGCCCUAAUAAACUUGCUUUGGUCUCCUGCCAA